AUGACGGCAAAACCCUUUGGUGGAGCCGAUCUGCAGAGACACUUCCGACGCAUUUGGGUGCGGGAGAGAGGCUUCAAGAUCCAGGACAGACCCCAGAAUCGUUUUGUGAUCUCCUUCGAUCUUAAGAAGGACAAGAACAAGGUGCUGAAAGGAGGUACUUGGUAUUUCAACAAAGCACCGGUGAUAUUGCAGGAUUAUGAUGGGUUGUCGCCACUUCAGGCCAUCAAGAUGGAAACUUUGCUCUUCUGGGUAAAGAUCACAAACAUCCCACCUGCUUUGGAGGUCAAAGAAACCAUUAUGAACGUGGCAUCCAUUGUGGGUAGUUUGGAAAUUGAUCAAAAACUAUUUGACAUAACUAGCAAGAUCCGAGUGCAUGUUGCCCAUGAGAUCACAAGACCUUUCCUUCUCAAGAAGACUCUCAAGCUGGCUCCGGGUGUGAUUGAAGAAAUUUCUUUCUUCUUUGAAAACCUAAUUGGAAGAUGCCACAAAUGCAAUCUCAUCUUCCAUGAGAAUGGGACUUGCUUGGUUGCUACUCCACAUAAACCUGAUUCGAUCACAGCUGCUCCUCCACGCUUGGAUCUGGUGAGCCCUUUUACUGGCUUCAAGUAG
Molecule: messenger RNA, 609 nt
Organism: Rosa chinensis
Lineage: Eukaryota; Viridiplantae; Streptophyta; Magnoliopsida; Rosales; Rosaceae
Exons: 1
Coding region: 1-609 (202 amino acids)
Source: RefSeq, a predicted model, not a curated record